Molecule: messenger RNA, 276 nt
Organism: Lecanosticta acicola
Lineage: Eukaryota; Fungi; Ascomycota; Dothideomycetes; Mycosphaerellales; Mycosphaerellaceae
Source: the annotation of a GenBank genome assembly
AUGCUCUGCCCUCUCCUCAUCCUCGUCCUCGCCCUCGCGGCCAGCACCUUCGUCUCCGCCCGCCCUUCAUCCUCAGCGCCCGCACCAGCUCCCCGUCGCCUGGGCCCAUCCCUCAGCGAAUUCCUCGGCUCCCUCGCGAAGCCAGCCGAAGAAGAAACGAAACGCCAGACUUCAUACGAUGCCACCACGGUGGAAAUGUGCACGGGAACUCAGUUCACCGGGCAGUGCUAUAACGCCACCUGGCCGACGGACGAGUGUAUCGACCUGAAGGGGUAG